Messenger RNA from Fomitiporia mediterranea MF3/22, 1458 nucleotides. Its product is annotated as glycoside hydrolase family 71 protein. Bases 1 to 1458 code for a protein of 485 amino acids. The record is from RefSeq and is a predicted model, not a curated record. The transcript has 8 exons. NCBI's taxonomy places the organism in Eukaryota, Fungi, Basidiomycota, Agaricomycetes, Hymenochaetales, Hymenochaetaceae. Gene Ontology annotation, molecular function: glucan endo-1,3-alpha-glucosidase activity.
AUGUGCUCCUUGGUCAUGAUCAACAGCGUUGAGGGUCCUGCCUUGGAAGAAGCAAAACUUGAAGUCAAAACAAAAUCGCCUCCUGAGAAGCGUGACUCCAACCAGAAAUAUGUUUUUGCACACCAUAUGGUUGGAAACACGGCCCCUUACACGGUUGAAGAUUGGAAGCAGGAUAUUCAAUUGGCAAAUGCAAGUGGGAUCGAUGCAUUCGCUUUGAAUAUUGGUUCCGACUCGUGGCAGUCAGAUCAAGUCAAGAACGCCUAUACAGCAGCACAGCAGCUAGGCUCGAACUUCAAGAUGUUCCUUUCUCUUGAUAUGUCCAUCCUUCCCUGUGUUUCUCCGGAGAAUGCUACAGCUUUACGCAAGACCGCAACGGCAUACGCAGAUCAUCCAGCGCAAUUCAAAUACAAUAACAAGGCUUUUGUGUCUACGUUCUCUGGCGAACAGUGCACAUUUGGCCAAGGAAAUGCUGCACAAGGGUGGUCUUCUCAGUUUAAAUCGCAGCUAAGCAACAUAUUCUUCGUUCCAAACCUCAAUAUCGAUCCUACGACUCUUGGGAGUUACUCAAAUGCUAUUGAUGGCGAGUUCAAUUGGAACUCUGCGUGGCCCAUAGCCGCUAAUAACGUCACAUUCAAAGCUGCAGUGCAGAAGGCGGGAGCGGCGCAGGACAACGUGGUUAACACACAGUACUCACAAUUAAUAACUCAAAUUAGUGAUGUUAACCACGGCUACUCGAGCUCCCUGGACACGGAUCAGCAGUACAUCGGUGCACUGAAGGAUAAGCUAUAUUUGGCUGGGGCAUCUCCGUGGUUCUUCACGCACUAUUCUCCGUCAAGUUACAACAAGAACUGGGUGUAUCUAUCCGACUUACUCUAUCCAACUCGUUGGCAAGCUAUUAUCUCUGCGCGGAACAAGUUCCCUAUGGUUGAGAUAAUCACUUGGAACGACUACGGGGAGUCGUCGUACAUCGGGCCAAUUAAAGGCGCGCAACCAAAUAGUCAAGCAUGGGUCAAUGGAUUUGACCAUAGCGCUUUCCUUGAUAUGACAAAGUACUUUAUCACUGCAUACAAGACUGGGAAGUACCCGACCGUUCAAGAAGAUAAGAUCUACUUAUGGGCGAGACCACAUAAGAAAGACGCUACUUCCUCAGACCCUGUAGGCAAACCGCGAGACUUUGACAUCAUGGAAGAUGCGCUCUUUGCAGUUGUUCUUGCUAAAGAACAAUCAAGCGUCACGCUCUCGACAAAGUCAAUCACCAAGACUGUUCAAGUCAAAGCCGGUCUUUCCGAAUUAUCACUUCCCUUGAAACCUGGUGAUACCAUGAGUGCAUCCUUGAGUAGAAACAAUCAAGUCGUCGCGCAAGUUAAGCCGAGUAAUUUCACAUUCCAAGAUAACGCGAAUAUCUAUAACUUUAACGCGUUUACUGCUAUGUCGGGUGGCACUGCAACUACCGCAUAG